AUGAGCUGUGAGGAGGGCGAGAUGUUGCCAGCGGCGGCGGCGGGGCCGCUGGACGACGACGACCUGCUCUCCGAGAUCCUCCUCCGCCUCCCGCCGCUCCCGUCCUCCCUCCCCCGCGCCUCAGCCGUCUGCAAGCGCUGGCGCAGCCUCGCCUCCGAUCCAGCCUUCUCCUGUCGCUUCCGCCUCCACCACCGCCGCAACCCUCCACUACUCGGCUGCUUCCACACAGGUGCCGAAGGCAUAUCCUUCGAGCCUACUCUUGAGGCCACCGAUCGUGUUCCGCCCGGGCGCCUCUCCUUGCAGUCCGACCGCGGCGACCUCUGGUUCCUCGGGUGCCGCCAUGGCCUCGUAUUAAUCUUCGGCAAGACACGGCUGCAGUUCAUGGUGUGGGAUCCCGUCACAGGCCACCAGCACUACAUAGCCCACCCGCCGGGGUUGGGUGUGAACAAGUACAUGAUCAACGGGGCGGUGCUCCGCUCAUCUGCCGGGGACGUCCACUUCCAGGUUGUCUUGGUAGCGAUACACGAUGGACGAGCGCUCGCCCGCGUUUACUCAUCAGAGACCAGGUUGUGGGGCAAUCUCAUCACAACGCCGAUUACAUCCAUAUCCAAGAAGAAUUUUCUGACAUAUGUUUCUAUGGAGCCCGCUGUGCUGGUUGGGCAUGCUCUUUACUGGAUGCUCUCUGGAACUACGCAUAUCCUCGAGUUUGAUUUGGAGAGGGAGAGCCUAGCCGUGACACGGAUGCCAGUGUAUUUGUCUGGUGCCAUGUGGCUCAAACUCAUGCCGGCAGAUGAUGGUAAGCUGGGUAUCCUCUAUGUGUCAGGCUUCACCGCCCAGUUAUGGAAGAGGAACACUGACUGUCAGGGUGUUGCUUCAUGGGGGAUGGGAACAACUAUUGAACUGGACAAGCUACUUUCUCUUGAUCCAAGGGCGGACGUUGUAAUUAUAGAGGGGAUUGCUGAGGACACUCAUUUGGUGCUCCUGAAGACCGCUACCAGCCUCUUCACGCUCAAGCUUGAGCCAUUAGAGUUCAAGAAACUUUUUGACACCAAAAUAUGCCAUCGCUAUUAUCCAUUUGAAAGUGUCUAUGCAGCAGGUACCUACAAUUGUAUCCCGGUUUGCUGA
Messenger RNA from Triticum turgidum subsp. durum (durum wheat), 1125 nucleotides. The record is from the annotation of a GenBank genome assembly. NCBI's taxonomy places the organism in Eukaryota, Viridiplantae, Streptophyta, Magnoliopsida, Poales, Poaceae.